AUGGCUAGUCUAACCUCCCAACAACGUGAACAAGCCAUCGGACGAUUAAAUACCGGACCACACGCUCAAGUCAUUGUCAAUGCAUUUAACUGUAGUGUACGAACCAUUGAGAGACUUCGUAUUCGUUACAACACCACCAACAGCACUGAUGACCGUCCACGCUGUGAUCGUCCCCGAAUCACUACACCAAUAUCCUGCAGCAACAUCUGCAUGACAGAUUCACCUCAGCGGCACAGACAGCUUGUCAGACCAUUGGCCACUAUCAGUAACCCCCAUCCAUUGGCGGCCUUAGCAGUGGAGGAUCCACGUGUUUCCAGAUGA
Messenger RNA from Lottia gigantea (owl limpet), 321 nucleotides. RefSeq lists its product as hypothetical. The coding region runs from base 1 to 321 and encodes 106 amino acids. The transcript has a single exon. The record is from RefSeq and is a predicted model, not a curated record. NCBI's taxonomy places the organism in Eukaryota, Metazoa, Mollusca, Gastropoda, Lottiidae.